CUUCUCUUUCAAACCAUCCUUCGUCCCAAGCAUGACGCAAACAAUCUUCACAGAAUCUGACGUUACAACUCUCCGGUCCAACUUUGACGCUGCUGGACAAGGCCAUGUCUUUAACUUCUGGGAUACUUUGACAUCUGAGCAACAGCAAGUUUUUUACAACCAGCUUGUUGAUCUUGAUGUCACUCGUGUCAAUCAAAUUUAUGAUACAGCUGUCAAGGGCGCAGCUGCUUGCGCUUCUGCUCAAGCUGCUUCUGUCGAGCCCCUUCCUACGGACGUGACGGACUCUGUUUUGACCGCAGACGCUUCCAAGGUUGAGGAGUGGACGACGCUUGGUUUGAAGCUGAUCGCUGAGGGUAAGGUUGCUGUUAUUCUGAUGGCUGGUGGACAAGGUACUAGAUUGGGUAGCUCAGCACCCAAGGGUUGCUAUGACAUCAACUUGCCCUCUGGUAAGACCUUGUUCCAGCUCCAGGCUGAACGUAUCCUCAAGGUACAAGAACUUGCACGUGCCCGUUUCCAAGUCAAGGACCAAGUCGUUGUCCCUUGGUAUAUCAUGACCUCAGGUCCUACCCAUGCUCCCACCUUCUCUUUCUUCGAACAAAACAAUUACUUUGGUUUGGACAAGUCAAAUGUCAUCUUCUUCGAACAAGGUACUCUUCCUUGCUUGACCAUGGAUGGAAAGAUCCUUUUGGAGGAAAAGGGUAAAGUAGCCAUUGCUCCUGAUGGCAAUGGUGGUAUCUACCGUGCUCUUCACAGCAAGGGCGUUAUCGCAUCACUGAAGGAACGUGGUAUUCUCUACUCCCACUGCUACUGUGUUGAUAACUGUCUUGCACGUGUUGCCGACCCUGUCUUCAUCGGCUAUUCAGCUUCCAAGAAGUCUGACUGUGGUGUCAAGGUCGUUGGCAAGUCUAAGCCAGAAGAACCCGUUGGUGUUGUUUGCUUGAAGGACAAGAAAUACGGUGUCCUCGAAUACUCUGAAAUCUCAAAGGAACUCUCUGAAAUGCGCAGGCCCGAUGGUACCCUUGCCUUCAAUGCUGCUAACAUCGUCAAUCACUUGUUCUCCACUGCUUUCCUCGAGCGUGUUCCUGACUUCGCACAUGAACUUGAAUACCAUAUUGCCAAGAAGAAGAUCAAGCAUACCGAUUUGGAAUCAGGUGAACAAAUUGCUCCCAAGGCUAUCAAUGGCAUGAAGAUGGAAUGCUUCGUUUUUGAUGUCUUCCCAUACGCACACAACUUGUCUGUUCUCGAAGUUGCUCGUAAAGAAGAAUUCUCUCCAUUGAAGAAUGCUCCUGGCUCUGGUGUUGAUUGUCCCGAGACUUCCCGACAUGACAUUCUUUCUCAACAAAGUCGCUUCAUCGAAGCUGCUGGUGGAAAGAUCGCUGCAAAGGAUGGUGGUGAAUCAUUGGAAAUUGAGGUAUCUCCUCUUGUCUCCUAUGCUGGUGAAGGUUUGGAGUGCGUUAAAGGCAAGUCCAUCCUUUCACCAGCCGUCAUCGAAACCUUGGAGGAUCUCAACAAGAUCAUGUCAUAAACUGGCAAUUUUUGGGAAGUGGACCAGGUCUUUCAAAGGUUCUUUUUCCCUUUCUUCUGUCCGAAAUACCUAUCUGCAUUUGCAUAUUAGCAUGCCUUCAUACUGAGACAAAAACAUCCCCACCAACACCACUUCCAUCUCCUCACAUUCUUAUUGCCUAUACUGUUUAUGUUUGAUACCAUGCAAAGCUAUUUGUUUUUUUUUUUGUACCUCUCGAUCCCCCCCCAAACACAUUUCUCGCGCUUAUUAUCCCCAUUAUAUCUCUAUUACGCGCUUGUAUAGUCCUUUGCAUACCGACAUUACGAUAUACUCUCUGAACAAACCACCAUUCAGUUAGUGUGAUUGUGCAAAACCUCCAAUAUAAUGCUGCAUAUUACAGU
Messenger RNA from Umbelopsis ramanniana AG, 1905 nucleotides. RefSeq lists its product as uncharacterized. Lineage: Eukaryota; Fungi; Mucoromycota; Umbelopsidomycetes; Umbelopsidales; Umbelopsidaceae. The coding region runs from base 32 to 1525 and encodes 497 amino acids. Gene Ontology annotation, biological process: UDP-N-acetylglucosamine biosynthetic process. Gene Ontology annotation, molecular function: UDP-N-acetylglucosamine diphosphorylase activity. The transcript is spliced from 2 exons. The record is from RefSeq and is a predicted model, not a curated record.